AUUCUCACCUCUCACCACAAUUCACAGCUCGCUCUCGAUCUCACCUCUCUUACUAGUGUUCCGUACAAGCCUUCGAGAUAUAUGGAUGGCGUCUAUCCGGCGGCCCGACCCGAAUUGAUCCACCUAUUUGGAUCCGAGUUCGUGUUAAACAGCCCCAAACCUAGAGAGAAGAGUGAAGAAUUGAAGGCUAGGUUGAGGAAAUUAGCAGAAAGAGCUGAGAGGAAUGAGUAUCGAGAGCUUGUUAAGGAUAUUGUGCCGAACAAUGAACAAAAUGAGCCUUUCUCUUCUUACAAAGAUCAGCUUGGUUUUGGUUUACAUGUUGCACUUAUAAUGUUUACUGGCUAUUUGGUUGGAUAUGCUGCAUUCAGAGCAUUGUUUAGCCACAGCCCCGCCAUGAGUGCUGCUGGAGGCAUUCUUGGAUUGGUUUUUGGCAUGCUUGUAGAAACAUUCCUUUUUAUUAUUAGAAGUUCUAAUCAAGAUCCUAAAGUGUCUUCUUCUGCCUCCAAGCAAAAGAAGAAUCAGUAGACAUGGGCUUUCUACACAGCACAGGAGAGAAAAAAGUGGGGGGAUGACAUUUAAUCUACGUAGUACAGGAAAGUGAGAAGAUAGCAAAUAUGGAGGAGAUGUGGCAAAGAGAGCGCAAGAAGGGACUGUGAACAAGCAGUAAUUCUAUUUUACCCUUAUCCCUCUGGUUUCUGUUAGAGGAAAUUUUUCUUUCUUUCUUUUUACCAUUUCUCCUACAUUUCCAACCAUCCCAUCGAUCUAGCUAUUAACGGUUUGACUUCCCUCCCCAACCUACCUCUGGUGAAAUACUUUUGAACCAAGUUUCUCAGAAUCUAUAGCCAAGAAUCUUUGUUUGCAUAAGUGGCACGCCAAGACUCCUGUUAUGCUAUUGAAGUCUUGCUGCUAUGGAGCUUCUAGUAUAUGAACUCCAUAUAUAUCAAUGAGAGAAAAUGGAACAAAAAGAUACAAAUUUGAUUUGCGAGUAUUUGACUUUCCAUGAACUUUAGAAUAUGUAACCUUUACCUCCAGUCUCUGUACUUAGCAAGGUUGUCCUUUGGAUUUUGAUGAGUCUUUUAAUU
This is a messenger RNA of Pistacia vera, 1082 nucleotides long. RefSeq lists its product as uncharacterized. Gene Ontology annotation, cellular component: endomembrane system. NCBI's taxonomy places the organism in Eukaryota, Viridiplantae, Streptophyta, Magnoliopsida, Sapindales, Anacardiaceae. The record is from RefSeq and is a predicted model, not a curated record. Gene Ontology annotation, biological process: vacuolar proton-transporting V-type ATPase complex assembly.